GUCGCUCCUCUCCUUGUGCUCCCUUUCGCUCAGAAUCGACUCCCCGAGCAAACUGUAGGCUGUUUUCUCCAAACCGCUGCAGCGAGGGUUUCUCCUCCUGUUUUUGUACUUUCUGGAAAGGCUGUGGAAACCAGCCAGGAUGUUUUACUCUGCUGGAUGGGCUCGCUGGAAACGCUGCUCAAACUUUCAGCUUGGAGCCCAAAUGUAAGGAGAGUGGACCUGACGAUGUGGCGAAGAGCCGGGGAUGAAAACGUGGACUCCGGAGCUGACACAGCCGAAUCUGACGGCAGCAGAAUGUCGUCGUCUGCUAGUGAGCUUAUGAGCGGCCGGGCCAGGCAGCACCGCCAACAACCACUCUUGCCGAUAAACCUGCAUUUGCUGGCCAACCCUGGAGAUUCUUUGCUUCUGCAGCAGACGCUGGACCGCCUGCUGCGCUGGCUGUGCCCGAGCCUCCGGGUCUUCCAUGUAUCAGAGAGGGCUUCUGCCUUCAGAGCUCACACUCACCUUCGUCCUGUGGCCGACUACCCUUCUCUGGCCAUCACCUUCUUCCUCCAUGAAGCCUACGGAGAGGAGCGGAUCCUCAAAGUGCUGGACUUCUUCCAGCGCCCGCCCUGGCAGUACCAUCACACUGAGAGCUGCGGCAGCCGAACCAGAGGGAUCCACAUCACUUCCAGCAGUUCCCCCUCCAACGCGUUGCUGCGGCCCUACCUCCUGCCAAGCAGAGACUUUUACAGUCUGGGCCCCGGCAUGCCUGUGUGGGGGGUGCGACCCGUGCACUGUGGAGGAGAAAUCCUGCGUAUAACGCUGUACAGCAGCGAUGACAACUAUGAGGACGCUGUGAGGUUCUACGAGACGGUUCUGCAACGACAAGCCGAGGAGCAGAAGGCUGGUUUCUGCUGGUUCACCCUCCAUGCAGAGCCUGGUCUCUGCCUUCAGCUGGCUUUAAAACAGCUGUCUCCAGGGGUUGGAGUGGAAGCAUGCAGCUCUGCUGUGCUGCAGUUCAGUGUGGAAGAAGUGGGACAGCUGGUCCCCCUGCUGCCCAACCCCUGUGCCCCCAUCAGUGAUACACGCUGGCAGACUGAAGACCUGGAUGGUAACAAGGUCCUCUUUCAAGUGAAGGCUCCAGCUCAACCACAUCGACCUCUGACCUGUGCGUUCCCUCUCACCUGCCUCAGUUUGCCACCUCAAGGAGUGCAGCUCCGGAGCGGCGGUCACGGAAACGGUUUCCUGCCAUGCGGCCUCACUGCUUCCCUGACGAUGCAAACUCACAGGCAAGGAACCGGACUGCGCGGCGAGCCUGUUCUUGACAAGCUGCUUGGAGGAUGUGGAGGAGCAGAAAGCCAGGGGUCAGGCAGCUGCUGCAGCACCCCUCCUGGAAGCUCCUGUUACUCAUCUCAGCGCAGCAGCCCCGCUCAGCUCUCCACCUCCAACCACCCCGACUCUCCCCUGCGUCCCUCCGUCACCCGCUCUCUCUCCCAUCUCCUCCUGGAAGAGGAAGAAGAGGAGACCAACGUCGACACUGGAGACGCCGUCUCUCCCCUCUCAGACACCACCGUCGCAACCAUCACUCGCUCCUCCUCUUUUGACCUCUUGAGGACUCGUAACUCUGAGAGGCCUUCAGUGGCUGUGGAGCAGCAGGCCAAGGAAUUAACUAAAUGUUUGCCACAGACUCAUAUUAACCAUCAGGCGCCCUCUGGUGGCUGCAAAGGUGCAACAGAGAAGAUCAGGCCCACUGCAAGGGGACAAAGGCCUUCACAGAAGCUGUUGGCAGAGAACAGCUCAUCGACAGAGCUGUUGUCUCCAUACAUAAACCAUGAGGAGCCAGUCGAUGAGUUCUUUAUCUGAUUCCCCGUCGUAUAAUCUGUCCACAGGUCACAGUGGUGCAUCCUGAUAAAUGAGGGCCUGUUCUGGAGAACGAAACGUAGCAAAGUGAGGCGACCCGCUUCACCCAGAGGUGUCUGAACCCUUUAAGUGGCUAUACUGGUAUUACUGGUUCAUGUUUUACAACAAGGACACUCUCCAGAGACCCAGCAACUUUGAGAUUAUGUCAGCAGUGCAGACUGUUAAGCUUUUACAAAGUACUUUACAAUAAUAUUCACCUUAAAGUUUUUCUCAUUUCCUAAUGUUGCUACCAUGAACACCAAUGCAUUUUAUUUGGAUUUCAAGUGAUAGACCAGUAUAAAGUAGAGGAUAAUUUGGAAAUUGAUGACAAAUUAUGAUUGUUUUACAUUUUUCUUUUUGUCAUAAAAAAAAAGUAUCAGCUCUGAUCAGCAUCCCUGUUACUGCUGAAUGAAAGAAGUCCCACAGCAUGAUGCUGCCACCACGUUUUCAAUAUAAGACUGCUGUGGGAGCUUUCCUCCAGUGUUUUGCAUGUGAUCAGACCUUCUUCUACAUGUUUGCUCUGACGUCUUAUAACUUUCGUCUUCCCGCUCUUCCUCUAUGGGUUUGCAGGUGUGCCAUAUUCUUUCUAUUUUCAGAUGAUGAAACUCCAUGAGAUGUUCAAAGCUUGGAAUAUCACCAAACCCUUCCUGCAUCUCAUUUAUUUUUGGUGAUUUUUAUUAUUUUUUUUAUGUUUACCGGCAACUACUGCACUUUUUACCUGAUAUCUGCAUUUCACUUUUCAGAUUUGUAUUUGCAAAAAAAAAAAAAAAGAGUAACCCAUGUAACCUUUUUCUUCCAUUUGAUGGUUAUUUACUUUGUGUUGGUCUCACAUACAAUCCCAAUAAAAUAAAUGUAAAGUUUGAGUGUAGUUAAAAAUGUGACAAAAUUCAAGGGGGAUUCAUAUUUUUGCAAAGUAUUGCAUUUGGAUUUUCAAAUGAUGUAUGUGGUUAACAGAUUUCUGUCUAAAAUCCAAGUCGGGCAGAAGAUUUCCUGCUGCAUAGGAAAGUUUAUACCUGAAUAAAAAUGAUACUAAUCUAGAAUA
Messenger RNA from Poeciliopsis prolifica (blackstripe livebearer), 2923 nucleotides. RefSeq names its product protein FAM124B. NCBI's taxonomy places the organism in Eukaryota, Metazoa, Chordata, Actinopteri, Cyprinodontiformes, Poeciliidae. The record is from RefSeq and is a predicted model, not a curated record. Bases 157 to 1845 code for a protein of 562 amino acids. Gene Ontology annotation, cellular component: nucleoplasm. The transcript is spliced from 8 exons.